Messenger RNA from Coturnix japonica (Japanese quail), 997 nucleotides. RefSeq lists its product as uncharacterized. NCBI's taxonomy places the organism in Eukaryota, Metazoa, Chordata, Aves, Galliformes, Phasianidae. The record is from RefSeq and is a predicted model, not a curated record.
UUCAGCUCAGCGGGAGGCCAAGUAGAUACAAAUGACUGUUUAACAUCAGCUUUGAACUGCACUGCAGCGCAGAAAUGGACCUCAGAAUUGGACCAGAAGUGUGUGAAGAGCACUGUGCAAAAUAUGAUUAAGCUCCGCAGCAUCGCUCCCAGGACUGAGCGGGGAAGAUGCCACCAAAGGGGAAGAAGGAAAAGGAGAAGCCUUGCAAUGAUAACUAUCACCCUGAGAAACAAGGGGAGGGUGUGGAGAACCUGAUGAGGACCAUUGACGUGUGUCGCAGCGUGGGCCUGGAGAUCAUCAACAGGACCAACACUGUGACACUGAGGGAUUUCAGGAGUUAUUGCUUCAGUGGCAAGAUACUGACCACUCUGCCCUUUGAAAUUGGCCCAGACUCCAAAGGAACGUGCCUCUUUGCAAAGACUCCCUACAGCCUGCGAGGGAGCGUUGGGAUCGUGAUCUGCAAGGCCGAUGCCUUCUUUUUAGCCAUCACCUUCUCCAACCCAUUCGACUACAUCCUUUACAAAAUCGAGUUUGCUUUGGAGAUCUUCACAGAGGAGAACCACCUGGGAAACCUCAGUGAUAUCUUCUCCAAAAUGAUGAAGAGCAAAUCGUACUGUGGCUCCUCACUUUUCCAGAGAGCUGUGCUAGGCUAUGAGCAAGAAACCCUGGAGGUCUCCAAGGAGAACAUUCGUGUCCAAGCCAAGAUGUCCAACUGCCAGAAAGCCGUCCUGAAAGUCCAGGUUGAAGAGAUGAGUCCACCACCCUACCACAAAGACAUGUGAGGGAAGAUAGGCACCACUGCUGCCAAAAAGAUCCUAUGGGAGAUAUUCAGCAAGGCUUCUCUAGUGAUGUUGGAAGGUGGUGGAUGGUGAUGAUGGAUCCCAUAGGAGAUGGAACCACCACCUCCCUGGCUUUGCUACAGAGCUAACAGUAUCCUUCAGCUUGCAAACCAGCUCAUGAUUGCAUAUGAUUAAGAAUAAACACAUUCUGACCCACA